UUUGCACUUUCUAAUGGCAAAGAAGAAGUUUCAGAUUUUUUUGGGGGGUUAGGGGCUGGCCCUUUUUUUGUUCCGCUGGAGAAUCCUGCUUAAACGGUGUGUAGGAGCACAACAGACCGACAGGCAAUCACAGCGCCGCGGACAAUCGGCCAAAAAGAACGGCGCCGGGAGGGACCGCACCGCAGAGGAACAGUGGUCAGAAAUAAGACAGUAUCGCCCUCCAGCUCUAACGUCCCCACCUCCAGGGUCAACGGGCAGACAUCAGCUAUAGCCGUUAGCCUCAACUCCUCUGCGGGUCUGGAGGGUUCUGGUAGGGGCAAGGGGCGGGGGUACACCGAACAAGGAGAAGACUACACGCCGAGAGGAGGGGGCUGGAAGUCUGAGACGCUUCCAGCCUGAAGGGGCCGGCGGUUUGGCCACAGCACCCCGGACAAGCUAGCUUGUACCCGAGCGGCUAAGUGAAUGGGAUGGAGCCGGGACCGUCUGGCGCUGUGCCCAUGGGGGCCUUCCCCCCACCUCUGCAGCAGGUGUUCCAUGCCCCCCGCCGGCCAGGCAUGGGUACCGUGGGCAAGCCCAUCAAGCUGCUGGCCAACUACUUUGAGGUCGAGAUCCCAAAGAUGGACGUCUUUCACUACGAGGUGGACAUUAAGCCAGACAAGUGCCCACGGAGAGUCAACAGGGAGGUGGUGGAAUACAUGGUGCAACACUUCAAGCCCCAGCUCUUUGGCGACAGGAAGCCAGUGUAUGACGGAAAGAAGAACAUCUACACGGUGCUAGCACUUCCAAUUGGGAGUGAGAAGGUGGAUUUUGAGGUAACCAUUCCAGGUGAGGGCAAAGACCGCAUCUUCAAGGUGUCCAUCCGUUGGCUGGCCAAAGUGUCAUGGCGCCUGCUGCAGGAGACUCUGGUCAGUGGUCGGCUGCAGGUCCCCCUCGACUCCGUUCAAGCCCUCGACGUGGCCAUGCGCCACCUGGCCUCUAUGAGGUACACUCCAGUGGGCCGUUCAUUUUUCUCCCCACCUGAAGGAUACUACCACCCACUGGGUGGGGGGAGGGAAGUCUGGUUUGGCUUCCACCAGUCUGUGCGCCCCGCCAUGUGGAAGAUGAUGCUUAACAUUGAUGUGUCCGCCACGGCCUUCUACAAAGCCCAGCCUGUAAUUGAGUUCAUGUGUGAAGUUUUGGACAUUCGCAAUAUCGACGAGCAGCCCAAGACUCUCACUGACUCGCAAAGGGUCCGCUUCACCAAGGAGAUUAAAGGCCUGAAGGUAGAGGUGACCCACUGUGGCCAAAUGAAGAGGAAGUAUCGUGUAUGCAAUGUCACCCGGCGACCUGCCAGCCACCAGACGUUUCCCCUCCAGCUCGAAAGUGGGCAGACAGUAGAAUGUACAGUGGCCCAGUACUUCAAGCAGAAGUACAACCUGCAGCUAAAAUACCCCCACCUACCUUGCCUACAGGUGGGGCAAGAGCAGAAGCACACCUACCUGCCUCUGGAGGUGUGUAACAUUGUAGCAGGUCAACGAUGCAUCAAGAAGCUGACAGAUAAUCAGACCUCCACUAUGAUCAAAGCCACAGCUCGCUCCGCUCCCGACAGGCAGGAGGAGAUCAGCAGGCUGAUGAAGAAUGCUAACUUCAACCUAGACCCGUACAUCCAGGAGUUUGGGAUCAAGGUGAAAGACGACAUGGCUGAGGUGACGGGCAGAGUGCUUCCACCCCCCAUCCUGCAGUAUGGAGGACGGAACCGUGCCAUAGCAACCCCCAACCAGGGAGUGUGGGACAUGAGGGGGAAACAGUUUUAUAAUGGCAUCGAGAUCAAAGUGUGGGCAAUUGCUUGCUUUGCCCCCCAGAAACAAUGCAGGGAAGAGGUGCUCAAGAACUUCACAGACCAGCUGCGUAAAAUCUCUAAGGAUGCUGGGAUGCCCAUCCAGGGCCAGCCAUGCUUCUGUAAAUACGCCCAGGGAGCUGACAGCGUGGAGCCCAUGUUCAGACACCUGAAGAACACCUACUCCGGACUGCAGCUCAUCAUUGUCAUCCUGCCAGGAAAAACCCCUGUCUAUGCCGAAGUAAAGCGUGUGGGAGACACCCUCUUGGGCAUGGCGACGCAGUGUGUCCAGGUGAAGAACGUGGUGAAGACGUCCCCUCAGACCCUGUCCAACCUCUGCCUCAAGAUCAACGUGAAGCUGGGAGGCAUCAACAACAUCCUGGUGCCUCACCAACGGUCAGCAGUGUUUCAGCAGCCGGUUAUCUUCCUGGGAGCAGAUGUCACACACCCCCCUGCUGGAGAUGGCAAGAAGCCCUCCAUUACUGCUGUGGUAGGCAGUAUGGAUGCUCAUCCCAGCCGAUACUGUGCCACAGUGCGAGUCCAGAGACCCAGGCAGGAAAUCAUUGAAGAUUUGUCUUACAUGGUGCGUGAACUGUUAAUUCAGUUCUACAAGUCAACCCGGUUCAAGCCCACCAGGAUCAUUUUCUAUAGAGAUGGAGUUCCUGAGGGACAGUUGCCCCAGAUUCUCCACUACGAGCUCCUGGCCAUCAGAGAUGCGUGCAUCAAGUUGGAGAAAGACUAUCAGCCAGGCAUCACCUACAUUGUGGUGCAGAAACGCCACCACACACGCCUCUUCUGUGCUGACAAGUCUGAAAGGAUUGGGAAGAGUGGGAAUAUUCCUGCAGGGACUACGGUGGACACCAGCAUCACUCAUCCCUUUGAGUUUGACUUCUACCUGUGUAGCCAUGCGGGCAUACAGGGCACCAGUCGGCCGUCUCAUUACUACGUCUUAUGGGACGACAAUCGUUUCACGGCUGAUGAGUUGCAGAUUCUAACGUACCAGUUGUGCCACACGUAUGUGCGCUGUACCCGCUCAGUCUCCAUCCCUGCGCCAGCCUACUAUGCUCGUCUUGUGGCCUUCCGCGCCCGCUACCAUCUGGUGGACAAAGAGCAUGACAGUGGAGAGGGCAGCCAUGUGUCUGGUCAGAGUAACGGUCGGGACCCCCAGGCACUGGCUAAAGCUGUUCAGAUUCACCACGACACCCUGAGGACCAUGUACUUCGCCUGAGCUACACCAACCAUCACCACCAUCAACCCUUCCCCCCUCAUUUCUACCUGAGUGGGCACACAGCCCACCACCACCUCAUCCCCAUCCCUUAUUCCCAAUGACUACCCACCACACACACUCCACAGACUUGCCAGUUAUUCACCCAAAUCCAAGAAACAUAAAUCCCUUCACCUGUAAAUCACAGGCAGACUCUACAGCCUCAUGCACUCAAACGGUUAUGAAUAUUAUUAUUUUUAAUGUCAUUUUGUUGUUCUUACUUUACCAGGAAUAUUGAUCUUUUUUUAUGUAGAAUUUUUAAAUGUGGUUAUUAUUGUGUACUUGUAUUGUACGCUACAUUCACACUCCUGUGUAUGUACGUAUGCAAUUCAGAUUGGGAAGAAAAUAGGCGAU
This is a messenger RNA of Etheostoma cragini (Arkansas darter), 3434 nucleotides long. RefSeq names its product argonaute RISC component 1 (gene ago1). The record is from RefSeq and is a predicted model, not a curated record. Gene Ontology annotation, molecular function: protein binding; RNA binding. The transcript is spliced from 19 exons. Bases 468 to 3044 code for a protein of 858 amino acids. NCBI's taxonomy places the organism in Eukaryota, Metazoa, Chordata, Actinopteri, Perciformes, Percidae.